AUGAGGUUGGGAGAUAAAGCUUCAUGCUAUCAAGGUGCAAACCUGCCAAAAGAUAAUUUAUCAUCUACUAAUUUCAAGAACAUAGUCAUGCAAAUUAAAACUGGUAAACCUGCUGUGCAAGAAAACUCUACUGAAUCUGCUGUGCAAGAAAAGUCUACUGAACCUGCUUUACAAGAUAACUCUGAUAAAAUGAUUAAUAGUCAGGAUAUAGAACCUGAUAAAGAAUAA
This is a messenger RNA of Dentiscutata heterogama, 228 nucleotides long. Lineage: Eukaryota; Fungi; Glomeromycota; Glomeromycetes; Diversisporales; Gigasporaceae. The record is from the annotation of a GenBank genome assembly.